Messenger RNA from Carica papaya (papaya), 659 nucleotides. Its product is annotated as Gibberellin-regulated family protein. The record is from RefSeq and is a predicted model, not a curated record. Lineage: Eukaryota; Viridiplantae; Streptophyta; Magnoliopsida; Brassicales; Caricaceae.
UCUAUACACUUCUUCUCACCACACAGAACUCAGUACUCUCUUUCUUUCUAUCUCUAGUUGCUUCAGUCAGUCGUGAUUUUCUUUUUUUCUUCUUUUCCUGGUUAAUUUUCCGUCAGAAAUAGAUAGGCAAAAUGGUUGAAGAAAGGAGUAAGUUAAGCACGACGGUGAUGAUUUUCUCUCUUCUCCUAAUGCUGGUUAUUUUGCUCGGAGAAAACCAUGCUGCAGCAAGCAUAAUUGAAACACCAAGUCCAACUCCACAGCCACAACCCAUUAACAACACUUCUCCAAUGUAUGGCACAACUCAGGGUAGUCUUCAACCUCAAGAGUGUGGAGGGCGGUGUAGCACAAGGUGCUCAAAGACAAGAUUCAAGAAGCCAUGCAUGUUCUUCUGUCAAAAGUGCUGUGCCAAAUGCCUGUGUGUGCCUCCAGGAACCUACGGGAACAAGCAACUCUGCCCUUGCUACAACAAUUGGAAGACCAAGCGAGGAGGACCCAAGUGCCCUUAACUUAUUUCCCCUUUAAUUAAUUUUAAUUAAUUUUACUUAAUUACCCUCUAAUCACUCCACUUGUAUUUAUAAUUACAUCAUUAUAUUUGCAAUGGUUAUUAUUAUUUUGUUAUUGUUCGUAAUUUAAUUCAAUGAUAUUCUAUUUUAAUUCAA